This is a messenger RNA of Pedinophyceae sp. YPF-701, 201 nucleotides long. The record is from the annotation of a GenBank genome assembly. Lineage: Eukaryota; Viridiplantae; Chlorophyta; Pedinophyceae.
AUGAAUUACGCAGACGAGAAGGGCAAGUUCGACGAGGAGGUGAGCGCUCAUGGCGUGCGCGUGCUCAUCGAGCCCACGGCAAUGAUGCACAUCCUGGGAACCAAGAUGGACUGGGUUGAGACGAGGCUCACCAGGGAGUUUGUCUUCACGAACCCGAACGCGAAGGGCACGUGUGGGUGUGGGGAAAGUUUUACAACAUGA